Parathielavia appendiculata is the source of this 1953-nucleotide messenger RNA. RefSeq names its product general substrate transporter. Gene Ontology annotation, molecular function: carbohydrate:proton symporter activity. Gene Ontology annotation, biological process: carbohydrate transport; transmembrane transport. Gene Ontology annotation, cellular component: membrane. NCBI's taxonomy places the organism in Eukaryota, Fungi, Ascomycota, Sordariomycetes, Sordariales, Chaetomiaceae. The record is from RefSeq and is a predicted model, not a curated record. The coding region runs from base 98 to 1753 and encodes 551 amino acids. The transcript is spliced from 6 exons.
UGAAAAGGCGAUGCCGCUGCUCUCUCCUGGCCAUCUGUUCGGCACCGCUCUCCAUCUUCACCCCGGCCUCUUCCACUGCUAGAGCCACGCCGCGAAGAUGUCGUCGCACGGGUCCGACAAUAUCACGAGCGAGAAGCACAUUGGUGCUCACGAGGUGGCAACCGCCGCCGUCCCUGCCACUCAUGUUCCCCAUGUCUCUGGCAAGGAGAAAGCAGUUCACAAUGCCGAGCUCUUCGCUGCCAUCAAGGAGGCCAAGAUUGAGCCCUGGAGCAAGGAGUCCAUCCAUCUCUACUUCAGCAUCUUCAUCGCCUUCUGCUGUGCCUGCGCCAACGGUUAUGACGGUUCACUCAUGACUGCCAUCAUUGGAAUGCCGACCUUCCAGAGCACCCUGGAUGUUGCAGACACUGGACAGAAAGCCGCGGUUAUCUUCUCGAUGUACUCUGUUGGCGCCAUGGUGGGCAUGCCGUUUGCUGCCUUCAUCGCCGAUAAGCUCGGUCGUCGCAAGAGCAUGUUCUCCGGUGCUGUCAUCAUCAUUCUCGGCAUGAUCAUCAUCUCGUCCUCGCAUUCGUACGCCCAGUUCGUGGUCGGCCGUUUCGUUCUCGGCCUCGGCAUCUCCGUCAUGACGGUCGCCGCUCCCGCCUAUGCGGUCGAGGUUGCUCCGCCGCACUGGCGCGGCCGUUGCACCGGUUUCUACAACUGCGGCUGGUUUGGUGGCUCCAUCCCGGCUGCCAUUGUCUGCUUCGGCACCAACUACAUCGACAGCGACUGGUCGUGGCGAGUGCCUCUGAUCGGCCAGGCCUUCGCCUGCCUCAUAGUCAUGGUCGGCGUCUUUUUCAUCCCCGAAUCGCCGCGCUGGCUCAUGGCCAAUGGCAAGGAGGACCAGGCUCUCGCAUUCCUCGUCAAGUACCACGGUAACCGCGACCCCAACUCGCGCCUCGUCCGCCUCCAGAUCGAGGAGAUGAGGGAGGGCAUCCGGCUGGACGGCAUCGACAAGACCUGGUGGGACUACCGGCCGUUCCUCCUGUCGCACAGUGGCCGCUGGCGUCUGGCUCAGGUGCUCAUGAUUUCCAUCUUUGGCCAGUUCUCCGGCAACGGUCUCGGCUACUUCAAUACGGUCAUUUUCAAGAACAUCGGUGUCACCUCGGUUCCGGCCCAGCUCGGCUUCAACAUCCUCAACCAGGGUCUCUCUGCCAUCGGCGCCCUGACGGCCAUGUCUCUGACGGACAGGAUGCCCAGGCGCAAGGUGCUCGUCACGGGUACCUUUUUGUGCGCCGUCGCCCUGGCCACCAACGCCGGUCUGUCGGCGGUGCUCGACCGCAACGACAAAAACAACCUGCCGUUCGACGAGGCCUACGGCCAGGGUGCGCUCGCCUCGUACUUCUUGUUCAACAUCAUCUUCUCCUUCACCUAUACGCCGCUCCAGGGUGCUAUCCCGACCGAGGCGCUCGAGACCACGACCCGCGCCAAGGGUCUCGCCCUCUCGGGUUUCAUCGUCAACGGCAUGGGUUUCAUCAACCUGUUCGCCGGCCCCAUUGCCCUUGGAAACAUUGGCUACAAGUACAUCUUUGUGUUUGUCGCCUGGGACGUCAUUGAGUCCAUCAUCUGGUUCCUGUUCGGCGUCGAGUCCCAGGGCCGCACCCUCGAGCAGCUCGAAUGGGUCUACAACCAGCCCAACCCGGUCAAGGCCUCGCUCAAGGUCGACAAGGUCAUCAUUACCGACGACGGCAAGGUCGCCGAGAAGAUUGUUGCCUAAGACACAUACAUCUUGGGUUAUGGGUUUGGUUGGUGGGUGUGCAAUGGUUGCUGGACCGGAGUGGUUCGGCAAGUGUGCCAGUCCCGGAAUCUGGUGAAUCACGAGCUGGUUGUUUGGCGUGGGGACUGCUGUUGUCUCGUGCAACUCUGCCCCUAAGUGAAUAUACCCCGUUGUAAUUCUGGUGUACUUUGUGGUCCUUG